Messenger RNA from Amoebophrya sp. A25, 1409 nucleotides. NCBI's taxonomy places the organism in Eukaryota, Dinophyceae, Syndiniales, Amoebophryaceae. The record is from the annotation of a GenBank genome assembly.
CGUCGCUACGUGCUUCUGCUUCUGCUUGAUGACGGAGAACAGAGCGAACCUAACCUCUCUGGCAGCGAGACGCUCUCCGGUACUUCCACGAUGCCUUGAGACAUAAUGCAAGCAAUGUUGUGAACCAAGUACUAUCGUCAGCCUUUGCCUUCUCCAUCAUGAUUCCAACAUCAACGGGUACGUCCAGCUGUAUCAUGAGCAGUUGUCGGAAAUAUCCACCGAAUUCGGUAAACUGCAGCGCCAUGGGGAUGCUUUUCCAUUCGGUCUUCGAGCAUCAUUGUGGAAGACCGCGAACAUCAGCACCAAGAAGAUAUUUGGUGUUUAUUAUAAACUGGCGGAUGAAAAUAAUUCUGGGAAGUUACUUCCCGUUGAUGCAAUUCCAUCGGAAACGGCCGAUCAGAAGAUCAAGGACCUGCUUGCAAACAGUCGAAAUAAGAUGGGCGACAUUUAUGGCACCAGAAAAAGAUCGGUCAUGUUGGAGGCGGCUGAGGAGCACCUGCACUCUUGACAAGAUUCCGGACCUCUGGAUUCCUAGGGUCGAAGUGGUAAGGAUUGGAUUCGGAAUGAUCAUACAGGUAAUCUUCACUGGCAGAUCAUCCAUGAUCAGGCAGGUGAGUCUGGUCCCUUCGUUGAAAGCUGAUGCUCUUCAUGCCUUGAAUUUCUGCGGGUGUAGCGUCGUCAGACCAAUCGUUACUGGAAUUCUACACUAGAGCUUCAAAAAAUUGUCUCUUAUUCUCAAAUCUGGGAGUAAAUAUUGACUCAUGUUGUGCAAUUAAUAGGUUUUAUUGAUGGCGCUGUUUAUACAUAGGGAACAAGAAGACGAGUGCAGAUGCAGAACCAAUAUGUGGAAUGCGCCUUUUUUAAGCCGGGAGAAGGAUUUCACAGAAAGGCGAUUGAUCAUGAUGCGCGGCUACAGAUCGCCAUAAUACCUGUAUCGCAUCCAGAAUGAAUAAAAUCUCGAGUAUAAUUCAUACGGAACCUCAUCUCAAGUAAUUAGAAUCACAACGAAUGCGAAUCAAGAAAUAGAAAUGAAGCAAAUAACUUCCCAACGUUGAGAUUGACAAUAAUCUUACUCAACGAAAGUAAGGCUACAGUUCCCUGCGAAAGCGAUCAUGAUGUUAAAGUUAGGGAGCCGAAACGGAAACAUAAAUAGUGAAACUAUUCAAUCGACAGGGGUAUCUACCACACCAUCAUCCGUUCUUAUCCGAGAAGCACCCGAUCCCUGUUCUUUGAAUGCAGAAGUCCCGUAAACGUAGUCUCAACAUGAACAUCAUGAUCGCUUGCGGAAUUAAAGCACCUUGAAUUCUUGGAGUUGGAACACGAACUAAGAAAAGUAAUAAACUUGAACAACUAGUUCAACUUCAAGUUCAUUGAAGAGUACUCAUGGUUCUUUGUUCGCUCUCCAGAUC